AUGCUCUGGUUCUUCUUGCUCUUCUCCGUGGUGUUUUUGCGUGUCGAGGCGGCUGUGGUGCAGUACAACGUGGAGACGGUGGAUGCGGCAGCCGUUGCGGCGCUUCCUGCGGAUCACUGGGCGCAAUUCAACCAGGACGCCUUUCGUGAUGGAAACUGUUCGUUUGUUUCGUUAUUCGACGAUGCACCUUAUUUUGAGGCGAUCAAUAUCACGUCGCCUUUUUUCAGUCGUGAUGCGGUGGAAUGGUACGUGUCAUCAGAUGGGUUUCUUGCACCGACACCGUCGCCGAUGUGCGACUUCUUCUGCACAGAGGUUGCGCUAAACACGCUCUUUGGGAAUUACCAGUUCGGCGACACUGUGUAUGGCGGGGGUGGGGACUGGCCGAUGAUUGGGCUUUAUGUUGUGGACCUAAACCCCUCUGCGGCGCAGGUGUCGUGGAGUGUUCGUGUUCUUUCUGUACCUGGAGGUAAGGCAGGUGUCGAUCAUGUGAUUGUGGAGUACCGGGAUGUGCCGCUGACGCAAACCACAUCCGUGAAUGACACCUUAACGGCGCAGGUGGAAGUGUGGACGAAUGGCACUAUUGUGAUGCGGUACAAACAUACGCCCACUGGGGUCAAUGCCUCUGUUGGACUUGUGCUCUCGCGAGAGGAGCGUGUUGUUGUGGAUUUGGUGGCACAUACUGGUGGUGUUGCUGGUGUUCGGUAUGAGCCGGUGAUGGACAACUGCAGCAGUCUCGUGAAUGAGUCGGUGUGUCUGGGUAGGGAGGGAACGUGCGGGUGGUGUGCGGCUACGAAGAUGUGCGUGGCGACCGCACUAGCUAACAAAAGUUGCCCGCACAUCAGCUUUCGUACGCAGUCACCGCCUUUGGCGCUGGAUGACGACUACUACGAUGUUGUAGUGGAGCAGGGUGCUGAACUGGUAGACGUCCGUGCCUUGGGUGGCCGUGAACUGUUGAAUACAUCCGUUCAGGCGUUGAGGCUUGAGAUGGGGUUUGACUUUCCCUUUUAUACGGUGAACCAGACAUCCCACGUGACGAACACGACGUACCUUCUGUCAUCCGGUCUUAUAUCUGUGUUUUCGGCGUCGCAGGAGUGUGGGCCGAUAUGGAAUAUGUGCCCUAACGGCAACUACAGCUUUACCAUCAUGCCUUUUGUAGCGACGGAGCAAUGGGUGUCGAAAACGUCCGUCACAUACGCACUGCUUCCCGAACGCGUGCAAGGCGAUGUGCUUUGUAAGAAUGUGCGAUGCCCCCUGGGGCUGGUGAUUGAAGUGGCAAACACGACAGCCAUCGCUUCGCGCGUUCGUUCCUCUAAUUACCAGAUCUACCUGGAUGCGAGCGGCGCAGUCGAGUUCCGCUAUGGUCUCCCUGUUGCGGCCAGAAUUCCCACAGGCCCCGUGGUGGACUUCUUUUCGUUCCCGUCGCCGUUCGUUGGGCUCUUUCGGCACCGUGUGGAGGACCCUGCCACCAUCGCCGUUCCGUUGUCGCUGGUGCGCACUGGCACGCGAAUUCGAUUUGAUCCCAGGGGUAAGUGCAACGACUGUGGCCGAAACGGAGUGUGUGACUCCGUCACGUAUAAGUGCAGCUGUAACGAUGGGUUUACUGGGGAUUUCUGCGAGCAGUGCUCCGUGGACCAUUACGGCCCUAGAUGCCUGCCGUGCGGCGCCUGUGAGAACAAGGGGUUCUGCGACGACGGAGUGAACGGGACAGGGAGCUGUGUUUGUCCCAAACAGUUCAGUGGAAGGAAGUGCGAGGUGUCGUGUGAUGAGCCGUUUGACUGCACGGGCUGCAAUCUCCGCGGUGGGUACUGUGAGUGCGGUGUGUGCCGGUGCGAUACGGCAUCCGGGUGGGGCGGUCCUCACUGCGACGUUCUGCUGGACCCUUGCCGACAAUACUCAUUUGAUGGGUGCGAGGUGUGCAGCAACGACACGGCAAAUAAAUGCACCUUCUGCUUUGACAGCAUGUGCUACUCCGCCCUCCUCAAUGGAGGCGAGAACGAGUAUACAUGCUCCCACACGGUGCCGGGGGAAGAUGCGUCUCUCUGCGUCCCAGCCGUGCAGAAGGAGAUGUCGCAGGUGGAUCUGGAUUACAUCAUACUUUUUCUCCUUAUCGUCAGCGCAUUUGUGUGUUCUGUGCUGUUUGUGGUGUUCACACGUCUUGGUAUGCGGCGGUACAGUCUGUACGAUAUUCAUGCUGCCGGUGCCUCCGGGGGUGUACCUGACCACAAGCCUGGUCGUCGUGAGCGCGAGGUGGUACAGGCUGUCUUUGUGCAAAAGAACGCCCUGAAGGAUAAGGGACGACAUGUGCUUGGGGUUCCGUUGAAGCAAAUAUCGCUCCAGCGGCUGUACGAGAGCCAGCGCAAUGCCCAGUCGAAGCGAGACUAA
This is a messenger RNA of Trypanosoma theileri, 2382 nucleotides long. RefSeq lists its product as uncharacterized. The record is from RefSeq and is a predicted model, not a curated record. Bases 1 to 2382 code for a protein of 793 amino acids. NCBI's taxonomy places the organism in Eukaryota, Euglenozoa, Kinetoplastea, Trypanosomatida, Trypanosomatidae. The transcript has a single exon.